ACUUCCAAAGCCAGCGAAGUAUAUUCGUAUGGCUGAUGACACCCCAGUGGAGCAUGUCUUCAAGCUAAUGAAGGAAUACUGGCGUAUGAUGGAUCCGCAUGAGCCUCACCUGGUAAUUUCUGUGGCAGGUGGCGCCAAAAACUUCCACUUGGAUGGACGACGGAAAGAAAGAUUUAACACUGGAUUGAUCAGUGCGGCUGAGACAACUAAUGCCUGGAUAAUCACGGGUGGUUGCAAUUUCGGCAGUAUGAAAAUUGUAGGGGAGGCCAUCAGGGAGAGGCAGUUUCUUUUAUCCACAAGUGAAAGGAUGACCCACGCCUACAGAUGCAUCGGGGUUACCAAAUGGGGUUACAUAGAUGAUAAAGAAGCUCUGGUAAAUGUAAAUGUGAAGGAACCUUACACUGCUAGGUAUAAAGUGAAUCCUGUUUUCAAACUGGGUCAACCAGGGUCACUGAAUCCAAAUCACACCCAUUUUUUUCUGGUUGACGAUGGAUCUGUUGGAAGUUUUCGUGGCAUUCAAGACUUUAAGUCGCAGUUAGAACAUCGUAUUUCGGCGCCACCUUUCGGAAGUGAACCUGGCCUAGGAAUUCCUGUUGUGUUAUUACUGCUUGAAGGUGGAUUGGAUGCCCUCUACCAAGUGCUUGUAACAGUACGUCAUCGGAUUCCUGUGGUGGUUUGCGCGGGAACUGGACGAGCAGCCGAUAUUCUUGCUUUCGCCUAUAAUUGCUUCACAAAAAAUUCCGAGUAA
Messenger RNA from Limulus polyphemus (Atlantic horseshoe crab), 748 nucleotides. RefSeq names its product transient receptor potential cation channel subfamily M member 7-like. Gene Ontology annotation, biological process: calcium ion transmembrane transport. NCBI's taxonomy places the organism in Eukaryota, Metazoa, Arthropoda, Merostomata, Xiphosura, Limulidae. The transcript has 5 exons. The record is from RefSeq and is a predicted model, not a curated record. Gene Ontology annotation, molecular function: ligand-gated calcium channel activity. Bases 29 to 748 code for a protein of 239 amino acids.